This is a messenger RNA of Zychaea mexicana, 1448 nucleotides long. RefSeq names its product thiamine diphosphate-binding protein. The coding region runs from base 191 to 1351 and encodes 386 amino acids. The transcript has 5 exons. Lineage: Eukaryota; Fungi; Mucoromycota; Mucoromycetes; Mucorales; Lichtheimiaceae. Gene Ontology annotation, molecular function: catalytic activity. The record is from RefSeq and is a predicted model, not a curated record. Gene Ontology annotation, biological process: response to nutrient; branched-chain amino acid catabolic process.
CUCUUUUCAAACACACACACACACACACUCUCUCUCUCCAACGCCACCUCUCCCUUUCUAGAGACGCACACAUUACACACAUGUCAUUUGUAUCCAAAGUUGCUCGUCGCUCAAUACCCAUCCGGCUCGCCCAGGUACGACUGAUUUUUCUUCUUUGCUCGACCAGCACUUUACUACUUUAUUAAAAACGAUGAUACCAUCCGACCCAACCACGACAAUUCAACAGCAAAAACGCUGCUACGCUGCAGGUUCAGCUCAACCUCAAGACGGUAUACAGCAAGGCGUUGCUUAUUCACAGUUGCUCAAACGUGGUCCUGAUGAUGCUUUACGCAACCCUGAGCUGGCUCAUAUCAGCGCAAUCAACGGUGAAACACGUAAAAUGAACCUGUUCCAAGCAGUCAACGAUGCGAUGUCUAUUGCCCUAGCCACCGAUGACAACGCAGUUGUCUUUGGUGAGGACGUGUCGUUUGGCGGUGUGUUUCGAGCAACGAUGGGUCUCGCCGAAAAGUUUGGCAAGGAUCGGGUGUUCAAUACGCCGUUGACGGAACAAGGCAUUGCUGGUUUUGCGAUUGGUAUGGCUGCCGUGGGCCAUACUGCGAUCGCCGAGAUCCAGUUUGCCGACUAUAUCUUCCCAGCCUUUGACCAGCUUGUCAACGAAGCUGCCAAAUAUAGAUAUCGCUCUGGAAACCAGUUCAAUGUCGGUGGCUUGACUGUCCGUGCACCUUGUUCUGCUGUGGGUCACGGUGGUCAUUAUCACUCGCAAAGUCCCGAGGCUUUCUUUGCGCAUUGCCCCGGUUUAAAGAUUGUCAGCCCUCGUAGCCCUAUCCAGGCCAAGGGUCUGUUAUUAGCAUCUAUCCGUGAUCGCAACCCCGUCAUCUUCUUUGAACCCAAAAACUUGUAUCGUGCUGCAGUGGAGGAGGUUCCAGUAGCAGACUACGAAUUGCCUUUGGGCAAAGCCGAAGUAUUGAAGAAGGGAAAGGAUGUAACAGUUGUUGGUUACGGCGCACAAAUGUAUACCUUGGAAAAUGCUGUCCAGCUAGCAGAAAAGAAGAUGCCGGGCUUAAGCUGCGAGCUGAUUGACUUGAGAACAAUUGUGCCUUGGGACGUGGAUACGGUGGUCGAGUCGGUCAACAAGACAGGUCGUUUGGUGAUUGCUCACGAAGCCCCCAAAUCAAGCGGUAUGGGCGCUGAAAUUGCGUCGGCUAUCAUGGAACGAUGCUUUUUGCGCUUAGAAGCACCUAUCCAGCGUGUGUGUGGUUGGGAUACACCUUUCCCCUUGGUCUUCGAAAAGUUUUAUAUGCCUAGUAUGAUCCGAUGCUUUGAUGCCAUCAAGAACUCUGUAAACUAUUAAAUCUAAUUAUAUGUAACACGUUCCUCUACUCCUACAUACAUAGAAGAAAAAACAGUACAUAAACACAUGAAGCUAUUACUUGCAGCAUAAUACAUUU